This is a messenger RNA of Patella vulgata (common limpet), 2983 nucleotides long. RefSeq lists its product as uncharacterized. The record is from RefSeq and is a predicted model, not a curated record. The coding region runs from base 104 to 1180 and encodes 358 amino acids. The transcript is spliced from 2 exons. NCBI's taxonomy places the organism in Eukaryota, Metazoa, Mollusca, Gastropoda, Patellidae.
CCUAUUAGUCCGAUAACAAGUGCAACAAGGACAGUAAUCGUAAUCCAUUCAUACUUGACAGAGCGAGUAAGCCGCUAGCCCCGUGAACAGCCGGUGACUGGAUAUGGGUUUAACGUGUGGUAUUCUCAUAAACAAAUUCUACAAGGAAAAUAGAAACAGAAAUCGAAUCACAAAGAUGUCCCUGGUAAGCAGUCAUAAGGUAUGGUACUUAGUCCUGUUGGUGUGUGGCUGUCUUUUGUUUAUUCAACAAGGAUGGUUGGAUACCCGAUACUGGAAGAUAUCCAACAAACAUCCUUUAAAAAUAUUGAGUGAUCCAAAGGAGAACAGGUCUGCAGAGUUAUUAUUGGUUCUGUUCACCACGUGGAAAAUGGACCCCGAUAAAACAACGGUCCACACAAAUACGUUUCUGAACUGGAAAAAAUUUAAGCCGCACGUCCAGCCAGUUGUAUUUAGUAAUGAAUCUGCUGUUAUUGCACAAGCUAUUGAAUACGGUUGGAAAUACCUGCCUCUUCUUCAUAUGUCACCUUAUAAUGUGCCCAUACUGAAAUAUAUGUACAUACAAAUUAAACACAAAUACAGAUCGAGAUUCUAUGCCUAUGUUAAUAGUGAUAUUUUAUUUGACGAUGGGUUGAUAAAAACAAUAACGGCUGUAAAUUCUGCGCCAUCUUUACCCAAAAAUGAACCUCUGUUAAUUAUUGGACAAAGAACUAAUGUUCUUAAUGUGACCCUGGCUGAAUCAUCAACCUUUCAGAAACUUCAUAGUAUUUCAAAAAGGGGUCAACUUUUUGCAACAAACGCGGAGGAUUAUUUUAUAACGGACCACAGUUUCCCUUGGGAGACGAUUCCAGAGCUUGCUAUUGGACUUCCGACUUACGAUAAUUGGCUGGUUCUGUUUGCACGGACUGGAAAUAUGACCGUGAUUGACUGUACGGCUACCAUGCUUGCUGUUCAUCAAACGACUAAGAAAGGAAAUAAGGAGAGUCACUCCCACGAUCAUAACAACUACAACUUGGAGGUGAUAAAUAAAGUUUAUAAGACAGUAGAUUACGGCGGUGGUUAUACUGAUUGUACCAACUGGAUAACCAGAUACAACGGCACAUCAAAACUUGUAACAUUUCUUCAAAGACCAACACCUGCUUGUCAACUUAUAUUAAUACCUAAAACAAAACAAAAUACCUAACACUUCUCCAAACACCAACUUUUUUCUAGUGAUCGUACAAAUUCAUUAAUACCUGAGGCUAGGGUUCAGCAUGUCAGUGACCCGAAAACGCAAUAAGAUAUUGAUUAUGUGAUUAUUUUAGCGAUAAUAAAAUUCUAGGAAAUGAAAUUUGUUAAUACUGGUUGAAAAAACCCAGUUCAUUUCUGUAGCAUAAUAAAUUUCAUCUCCAUCGUGUCUAAAACUAAAUGGAAUCAAAUGGAAUGGAGUUUAACAUCCUACUGUUCUGCUCCGACUGGGCUAAUGAAGACGGAGAUACGCCAUACAGUGUGCUAUGGCGUCAGUACGAUUUCAAAAUCAGAGAGGAACUUUAAUCAAAUCAUUCUAGAAAACGACUUACUAAAUGGAUCAAAGCAAUUUUUUGUGAGCGGUAUGUUGACACAUUAUUGAUUAAUUCAUCACAAUCCCAAGACAUUACGAGAAUGUUUAGAGUCUGUACACAGUCUAUACAUCAGUGUAUGGUGUGUCAACCGCGAGUGUCGAUAACAGCAGCUCAGCGUUUGUACAUGGAGUGGACCAGACGAUUGAUGAACGCCACACCCCCAGAAAAGACUGGCACAAUCCAUCGGCCGUGUUUGGUCUCAGUACGACGUUAUUUAGUCUCUUCUUAAUUCCAUCCCAAAGAUGUCCAAUCGGGUUUAAGUCCGGACUAAGGACUGGCCAGUGCAUAACGUUGACACAGUUCUGCUGCAGAAAGUCCCGAGUAACUCUGGCGGUGUGAACACGGGCGUUGUCAUGCUAAAACGUUGUUUGGAUGACGUGCAAAAUGUGGUAUGACGUGGGGUCUGAGAGCUUGAUCGAUCUAACGACUGCUGUGAUGCCGCCUCCUCUCCCUGGACCAAGAGUUUGGACCACCAAAGGACCCACUCUCUGGUUCAGGUCGAUUCCACCCUAAACCAUUUUGCUUGGACCCCCCCCCCCCCAUGAGUCUCGUUCCAUAACACAUUGGUCAGAAUAACGCUGGCCACGUCGACGCCAUAUUCUGGUCCUGCCAUCUGCAGUUGAUACGCAAUACCGACUCUCAUAUGUGAACAGAACAGUUCUCCAUUGCCCGUGUCGCCAGUUCUGGUGUUGUUGGGCAAAAUGUAGACGUUCACGUCGAUGGCGAGGAGUGAGGAUCGGUCCACUAUAAGAUCUACGGCAAUGGAUGUUCUCUCUGGUGAGACGUCGGCGCACUGUAUCGGAACUGAUGGGUCUUCCGUAUGUUCCCACUGUCUGAGGUGUUGUCUCAGAUGCCUGUGUAAAGGGAUUCUACACGUGCUGUCGCACAACAUGGCGGUCUUGUGGUAAUAUAAUUCAAAUAAUAUCUAAAUUUAAUAACAUCCAAGCCAAGCACUAAGAUUAAUUAUGCACUAAAUUGAAACAAUUUCAAAAACUGAAAAGUGCUACAAAAUCACACUACAAGUGAGACAUAUAGAUAUAACUAAUAUACACAGAAAACUAACAAAAGAAAAAUGCACUAUUUUGCAGGAAUAAUAAAAUGAUGUAAAACCUUUUCCUCAUUAAAAAAAACCCAAACAAAAUGAAUAUUUUGUAAAUAACAGAAGCAAAGCAUCAAGAUUACAGGAUUGAAAUAAAGAAAAUAUCAUAUGUACAAAAAAUUUAUAUACAAUCACAAGUCAUAAGCCACAGUGGUUCAGUGAGUAUAAGGUGUUGGCCGAGAAAUUUCAACUGGAUUUUCCGGCAUAGUUCCCACUUGUCAGUAGUCUUGGAUAUGGCAAGGGAUAAUUGGGUACAAGCCCGGAAUCGAAAGAGAGAGAGAGAGAG